Messenger RNA from Achroia grisella, 951 nucleotides. RefSeq lists its product as uncharacterized. The transcript has a single exon. NCBI's taxonomy places the organism in Eukaryota, Metazoa, Arthropoda, Insecta, Lepidoptera, Pyralidae. The coding region runs from base 1 to 951 and encodes 316 amino acids. Gene Ontology annotation, biological process: DNA integration. Gene Ontology annotation, molecular function: nucleic acid binding. The record is from RefSeq and is a predicted model, not a curated record.
AUGGGAAACUUGCCAUCAGUUAGAACUAAUGCCACAUUUCCGUUUCAUGCAAGCGGUACUGAUUUUGCUGGACCAUUCAUGAUAUCGAGUAAAAAGGGUCGUGGGAAUAGAAUUACAAAAUGUUAUCUUUGCCUAUUUGUCUGCCUUAGUACUAGAGCAGUUCAUUUAGAGGUGGUAGGCGAUCUAAGUUCUCAAGCAUUUAUCCUAUGUUUACGUAGAUUCGUUGCGCGUAGAGGUAAACCUCAAACAAUUUAUUGCGACAAUGGCACCAACUUCGUGGGGGCAAACAAUGAACUAGGUAAGAUUAUACGCUCCAGUCGUGAUUCGGUAAUAGAUUUUGCUAACUCUGAAGGAAUUUCUUUUAAAUUUAGUCCAGCCUAUUCCCCACACUUUGGAGGCGUCUGGGAGGCGGGCGUAAAGGCAGCUAAAUAUCAUUUAAAGAAAGUUGCAGGUAAUAUUUCCCUAACCUUUGAAGAAUUGUCCACUCUAUUCACCCAAAUAGAAGCUAUUCUUAAUUCUCGACCUCUUUCUCCUUUAUCUUCCGACCCGUUGGACCUAAAUCCUUUAACCCCGGGGCACUUUCUUAUCGGUCGACCACUGGCGUCCCUGCCUCAUGCUGCUGCAGAAGAAGCUAAUUCCAAUUUCUACAUGAUAGAGAAACUGCGAUUGCAUUUUUGGGAACGCUGGAGCAAAGAAUUUGUUGCUGAGUUGCAGCAGAGAACAAGGUGGAAAUCAGGAACCGGAGAUCCUAAAGUAGGAGAUAUGGUGCUGUUAAGAAAUGAAAACAUACCACCCCAGAGCUGGCGGCUGGGUCGUGUAACGAAGCUGCAUCAUGGUGCAGAUAACAUUUGUCGAGUGGUGGAUAUCUACACUGCGAGAGGAACGAUACGGCGAGCCGUUCGUUACAUUGUAAAAUUACCUGUGGAAGAUACUGAAGAAAUUGAAAGUUAA